Brassica napus (rape) is the source of this 1110-nucleotide messenger RNA. RefSeq lists its product as uncharacterized. The transcript has 5 exons. The record is from RefSeq and is a predicted model, not a curated record. Lineage: Eukaryota; Viridiplantae; Streptophyta; Magnoliopsida; Brassicales; Brassicaceae. Bases 1 to 1110 code for a protein of 369 amino acids.
AUGGAGAAGAAUUUUGAAGCUAUGGAGUGCCUAGAAGAGUACAAGAAGAAGAUCGAUGUGUACUAUCUACAAGGAGAUGCAACAGGCUGGGAAUCAUUCAAGGGAGAGUUUGAGAGGAAGUACUUUCCUCCAGAACCGAAGCAUCGGUUGGAGCGUCAGUUUAUGAACUUUGUUCAAGGAGAUAUGCCGGUAAGGAGUUAUGAGUCAGAGUUCACAAGGUUGAGACGACAUGUCUUUGAUGGGCACGAAGAUGAAGCAACUAUGAUCCGUAACUUUAUGUACGGAUUGAAGCCGGAGCUUGGAAGUCAUUUAGCUGGAAGCAACUUUAGCAGCUUAUCUGAGAUAGUGGAAAAAGCUGUUAAUGUUGAGACUGUAUUGGAGGCUGAAAGGAAGACAAUACCACAUUCUGGUGGACACACCAAUUUUAGCCAAGGAGAAAGGCUGAAUUUCAACAAGGGUCAAAAAUCUAACAAAGGCAAAGGGCGAGGAUUUGGAGGCCAAGCUAACAAUCGUGGUAACACUGGAGGCCAUUAUGCAUCGUCAUGUCAAAACAAGCCAAUCCCUUCGACCCCUCUCGCGAUCCAAGCUCCUCCUAGCCGUCCAGCUAUUGAGCCAGCACCAAAGAGUCAAAACCUAAGAGUCGUGUCUUUGAAAGGGUACGAAGUAAUCCUUGGAAUGGAUUGGUUAUCGAGCUACGGAGUUCAGAUCGACUGUGGAAAGGGAAGGUUCUUGUUUGGCAGAGCAAUGAGAGUACAAGAUUUGUUUCAAGAUGGGGAAGUAUAUUUGGUGACCUUAUCGGUUAGUGGAGGAGCCAUUAAUGAUGAAGUUAAGGUCGAAGACAUAGAAGUGGUCCAAGAGUUUGAGGAUAUCUUUGCACCACUAAAAGAAUUACCACCACCUCGGAGUAAUCCCUUUACCAUUACUUUGGAGCCUGAAGCAAAACCUAUAGCUAAGGCACCAUAUCGGAUGACACCUGUGGAGUUGGCUGAGCUAAAGAAGCAAUUGGAAGAUCUAUUGGAAAAUGGAUUCAUUCGGUCGAGCUCUUCACCUUGGGGAGCUCCUGUGCUAUUUGUGAAGAAGAAGGACGGAAACACAAGGUUCCGAGGAUAG